CUGAGCCCCCGGGCGGGGGACUCUCCCACUCAGCCCCCCAGCUUCCCGCCCGGCGGCGGCCCGGGGCGGGGUGACAGCCCCACCGCCUCCCGGUCCGCGGCGAGCAGCGGCACCGCUCGCCAAGCCCCAGGCAGGGCUCGGUGAGCGCCGGCCGAGGAGGGGAGCAGGCGGCGCGGAAGGAAGCUGCCGGCCCCGCCACUAAGCAGCACCACAGCCGCCCUCUCCCUGACUGACUCGGUGAAAAUCAUUGUUUGGCUCCGGCAUUAACUACAUUCCAGCGGGACGCAGCGCCCAGUCUCCUUCCUCGCAUUCCUGCCCUACACAAAGGAGUCCCUGCCUCGCCGCGCCCCGCGCUCUGCUCGCCGCGCCGCAAAGCCCCUCUGGGUCGGCCGCCGCCUUCGCCCCCCGCCCGGGGGUGCGGGCCGGGCCGCGGCCCCGCCGCGGGGCGGCCGGCCGGGGGCGGCGGGGGCAGGGAGCCGCCGAGCGCAAAUUCCUCCGCGCAGCGCGCCAUUGACUGGACCGAGCAACUUAUUUAAGGCUGGAAAGUGACACUGGUACUCCUUGUCUCCGCUCGCCGUGCUCCGCCGGGGAGCCCGGCCGCACCGAACCGAGCGCUGCAGCGCGGGGAUGCCGCUGAGGUGACUGCUGCCUCGCCUCGUCGUCGUCUCGCCGCCCUCCGGAGAAAGAGCCGCGUCCCGCCGCUGCCCCACCAGGACUGGGCUUUCUUUUAGGGUGUUUUUUUUGGGGGGGGGUUGAUAUUUUUUUUUCUUUCCCUGCUCCGGGCUGUGCUUUCGCAGAGUUCUCAAUCCCUCCCCCACCCCGCGGGGCUCCGGCCGAGCAUGGAGAAGUACGAGGAGGACAUGGUACUGAAGGCUACCAAGUUCAUGGAGGAUCUGUCCCUCUACGAGCCCAGCCUGGAGGGCCCGUACGGCCGGGGCGGCCGUCGGGACCUGGUGCUGCACCCCGACCUGGAGGAGACCAAACGGGUCAUCGCCGCCCACAUGACGGCGGAGCAGCGGGGCCGGAAGAUGAACGGCACCUCCGCGCCGCCGCCCGCCGAAGCCUUCCCCGCCGCCGCCCCCUGCGGCAAAGCCUACCCGCCCGCGGCGCCGGCCGCCCCGCUCCGCGCCGCCAACGGCCGCGCUGCCGCCGAGCCGCCAACGGCCGCGGGGCCGCCGUGCUGCGAGGAAGGGCUGUGCACCCGCUCCGAGGUGGCGCUGCCCUGCUACAGCGGCUUCGCCGACAAGGGCAAGCGCUACUCGGCCGAGGGCUACCGCUACGCCGCGGGCAGCGCCUACGAGGGCAGCUACGUGGCCAAGGGCGGCGGGCGAGUGCCCGGCGGCCCGGACGGCAAGUACGGCGCCACCAGCCCGCGGGCCAGCCUAGUCGCCUCCUCGCCGGGUCCCGUCGCCGAGCACGGCAAGUUCUCCAGCCCCCGCUCCAGCCUGGGCGGCGCGGCCGCGCUGCCCUACGAGAAGUUCUCCAGCCCCCGCUCCAGCCUGGUGGUGCCCGGCCAGGAGAAGUACGGCAGCCCCCGCGCCAGCCUGGUGCAAUACGACGGCGCCGCCCUCAGCCCCCGCUCCAGCUACGCCAGCACAGCCAGCGACACUAGCAAGCACUCCAGCCCCCGCGCUAGCCUCACCAGCUACGACGGCGGCGGCAGCAAGCCCAGCAGCAACCGCACCAGCGGCAUCAGCAUGGGCUACGACCAGCGCCACGCCAGCCCCCGCUCCAGCACCGCCAGCCAGUACUCCUGUACCACCAGCCCCCGCUCCAGCUACUCGGACUCCAGGUACGGCCCGCCGGGCAGCGCCGAGCCGGAGGGAGCAGGCGGCGCAGGGCUCGCUCUGGCCAGCCCCCGCUCCAGCCUCUGCGGCCCCGAGGGCCGCGGUGCGGCGGGCGCCGCCGUGGUCAGCCCCCGCUCUAGCAUCUCCAGCCAAAGCUCGCGGAGCUCCCGCGGCUCCAUGAGUGCCUACCCCGAGCUGCAGCUGCCCUCACCCCGCUCCUCCCUGCUGGGGCCCGGCCUGCAGGAGGACGGCGCCGUGCCCGAGCUGGGGGACGUCUACCACAAGAUCCAUGCCCAGUCCCCGCCGCGGCACGACCAGCAGCACCCGGCCGCCGCCCCCGAGGCGGCGCCCCCCUACGCCUACAGCCCGACCAAAGGCUCCGCUUCAGCUCCCAAAUUCAAGCUCCCCUACCAGGUGACGCCGUGCCGGGAGAGCGGCCCCAGCCAGGCAGAGAGGCGGCUGGAGGCGCUGACGCUGGAGCUGGAGAAGGAGCUGGAGAUGCACAUGAAGAAGGAAUACUUCGGUAUUUGUAUAAAAUGUGGAAAAGGUGUGUAUGGAGCGAGCCAGGCUUGCCAAGCAAUGGGUAACCUCUAUCAUACCAACUGCUUCACAUGCUGCUCUUGUGGGAGAAGACUACGAGGAAAAGCAUUCUACAAUGUCAAUGGCAAGGUGUACUGUGAAGAAGACUUCCUAUAUUCAGGUUUUCAGCAAACAGCGGACAAGUGCUUUGUUUGUGGACACCUCAUAAUGGAAAUGAUCUUACAGGCCCUUGGAAAGUCAUACCAUCCUGGCUGCUUCCGCUGUGUGGUGUGUAACGAGUGUUUGGAUGGAGUCCCCUUCACUGUAGAUGUGGAGAACAAUAUUUACUGUGUCAAAGACUACCAUACGGUUUUUGCACCAAAAUGCGCUUCCUGUAACCAGCCGAUCCUACCAGCACAGGGCUCCGAGGAGACCAUUCGGGUGGUGUCCAUGGACAAAGACUACCAUGUGGAGUGCUAUCACUGCGAGGAUUGUGGCUUGCAGCUCAAUGAUGAGGAAGGCCAUCGUUGUUACCCAUUAGAGGGCCACUUGCUCUGCCACGGCUGUCAUAUCAGGCGUCUCAAUAUUAAAUUGCCAUCACAUCCACCUCCAAGCUAUCCAAUGCAUGUCACGGAACUCUGAAAGACAUUUCCAUUACCAAUAAGCCGUUUGAAAGAGAAGACAAAAAUCGAAAAAUGACUUUUCUGUUCCUUUAAAGAUGAGAUUCCAGUAAUAACCAUCUAAACCAGCUAUUUAUUUUUUUAAAUCAGAGGUGAGGGGUCCUUUUCUGAUCUUGUACAUAUGCAUUCUUUUAUCUAGACAUUUUCACUGAGACACCGUCUACUUGAACAAAUAAUUCACCACUAAACUGUAACUGUAAAUGGCAGCAAUUCUAAAAACAAUGGUACAAAGGGCUGUUCUGCCCUCCCUACUUGCUUUCCUUCAGCAGAGAUUUUGCCCAAGUAAGGAGUGUAGAAUUAAUUUCCAAAAAGUUAGCACCUUAUCACACUGCAGCAAGCAUGAUAAGAUAAAUGCUAGCAUUUUAGCUAGUUUUCUUGAAUUCUGGUCUUAGAGAAUAGUCUCUCACAUUUUUUAAAACUUAGAUUCCCAGAAGUAGUGAAUAGGAAGCAAACAAGUGUUUUUAGCAAAGACAGUUUUCAGCAAGGGUUAAAUUAUGGCAUUCUGUGAAGAAGCAUCAGGCCAGCUUUCCCUCCUGCAAGGUUUCACAGUCAUCUAAAGACUAUUUAGCUUAAUCAAGAAAUAUGGCAAGCAUCUAAUGUAAAAACCACAUUACAGAGGAAUAUAUCCAAAAGAUUGGCACAUGCAGGGUCGUAACAGUUGCAGAAAGUUACCGACCCUUGUAAUUGCUUGCCCUGUAGAAGUGUAGCCAUGGUUCCAAAAUGCAUUCGUGUAAACUUGAUGAUGUGGCACUUACUAAACAAUUCCUCUUUUAAACCUGUUUUUUGUUUACUAGGGUAAACAAAGAAAGGGAAAGCCCCUUUCUUUGCAGAGGUACGCUUGUCUUUAUACUACUUGUUUUAUACAAGACUUCAUUUGUUACCAACUGCUUUAUGAUUGUAUGUUGAUACAUUAUUAAAAAAAGAGGGGGAUGGUGGGGUUUGUAUUAUCUUUUCAGCUUUGUGUUCUUCUCUGGAUGUACUUUUGAACUGAUUAUGGUGAUUGUCUUCAUUGGAAAACAAAGUACAGUUUAUUAAAAAUAAUUUAGAGAGUAAGACCAUUAAAACAUUGCUAUUUUAUAACAAGUAUUAGAUGUACAUAGAAUGUACACACUUUCAUAUUUUGCAUAAGCUUUUACAGUAACCUCAGAGCUCUGGGGAAAUAUAUGUCUUCCAUAUAGGAAGUUAGAUGAAUCUUUUUUAUGGUUUGUUUUCUACCAUGUGUUGAUGAUUUACAUGCAAAUCACACAUCUGUAUGUUUAAAAAAAUUCCUUGCAUUCUCAUGAGAAUUGAUCCAGCCUUCCUGAAUAUAUAUUUUAAAUAAAUCUAUCAUUGCUGUCUUUAACUGUAUCCAAAAUUACAAUAAAAUAAAAUUCUGCUGCAGAGGAAGUGGAAAUACCAGACCAGAUUCUCCGCGUGUAAAUUGGGACAUUUCCAUGCCAGUUCUCAACAUAUCGAGAAUCUGACCAAUCCACUUGGAAAUGGUCCUAUGUUAAAUUCAACACGCAGACUGAUGAAAUGACUUAUUUGGCAACAGCAUUACAGUUUAGGUUUUUAUGGUCCAUUGGUUUUUUUUUGAAAGCCAGUUGUGGUGCUCUUGAAAAGUAUAAAGAGCAUCCAAUGGACACCAAUUCCUAAGUGGAAUAAUUAACUCCCUAAACUUUUUGAUAGUCUGGAAUUUUCUUAUGGGGGAAGGGGUUGGGGACAGGAAAAAUUCCUGUGAACCAUUUUUUUCUGUUAACAAGGAACAAAAGGUAUGUUUCCUGAACUUUUGCCAAACUUCCAUUGGCCUAAAUUAACCUGUCCUGCUGAAUGCUCCUUGGCAAAUCAGAUGUGCCUUUAAAAAUGACAUUUUUCUAAUUAACAUAUAUCAGUUUAUAGUUAACAUAUUUAAUGUGAUAGCCAUGUUUUGAAGGAAUUCCAGUGCAACUACUGCCCCAUUUCUACAGUGUGACCUAAGAGGCCUGGCCUGCAACAGAGAGGGCAUUGGGUGCGCACACACAGUUUCUGCGUUUGCAACCAUUACCUCUGUGUCCGUAGUCACCAGCCCAACCUCGGAAGGAAGUGGAAGUAUACAUGCUUCUGCCCAAACAGCAAAUGCUGGAAAAGGGGGAAAAAAAAAAAAGUCUUAAAUUGGAUUGUACAACUAGAUCAAUUCCUUAAGGUUAUUACAAACAUGGAAGAUAUCAGAGCUUCAGGAUAAACUUUUAGCAUCGGCUGCCAU
Messenger RNA from Grus americana (Whooping crane), 5207 nucleotides. RefSeq names its product WT1 interacting protein (gene WTIP). Gene Ontology annotation, molecular function: transcription corepressor activity. NCBI's taxonomy places the organism in Eukaryota, Metazoa, Chordata, Aves, Gruiformes, Gruidae. The coding region runs from base 840 to 2948 and encodes 702 amino acids. Gene Ontology annotation, biological process: response to hypoxia; cytoskeleton organization; regulation of DNA-templated transcription. Gene Ontology annotation, cellular component: nucleus; adherens junction; P-body. The record is from RefSeq and is a predicted model, not a curated record. The transcript has 8 exons.